AUGUCCAGCCAGCCCGCAACCGAAGCGCAAACCUUUGCGACCCUCGACCUCGAUGCAGAAGCUCAACUUAUGCACGCAGAUAGCGUCGACCUUAAUGCGUUCCAACUAGAUGGAACUCCCAACGGCAGCCUACACGAUGAUGCGCCCUCGCAAAGCGUCAUGGAUGCCUCGCACUUUGGCGACUUUCAGUUUCCCUUCCAGCCGAUCAACGAUGACAACACAAUCGUUGCCAUGACUGACGCCUCUCCCGCAGUCGACGUCUUCCCUCCGCCGCAGCAUCGCCCGUCGAUUUCCUCGAUCCCAGCCGACCGAAGGGGCUCCAUCGCCUCCGCCGCCGGGCAAGCACCCAGCUACACUGGCAACAGGGCUUCCCAGAGGAGACCCAGCCAGGUCACAUCCGAGGACGGCAGCCCAGAUAGUAACGGCAACGGGCUGCUGCUGGAGGAUCCAGGCGCAGACGAAUUUGGGCUGAUAUCCAGCGGUACCGGGGACGCAUCCGGGGCAGGCAAAUUCAAGGACGACAAGGGAGAAACAAUGCCGGCCUGGAGCGAGCUGAAAACCAAGGCCGGCAAGGAGCGGAAGCGAUUGCCCUUGGCGUGCAUUGCAUGCAGGCGCAAGAAGAUACGCUGCUCUGGAGAGAAACCCGCCUGUAAACACUGUCUCCGAUCUCGGAUCCCGUGCGUGUAUAAAGUGACGGCCCGGAAAGCCGCGCCAAGGACCGACUACAUGGCCAUGCUCGACAAGCGUCUGAAGCGUAUGGAGGAGCGAAUCAUCAAGACGGUGCCCAAGUCUGAACAAGACGGCAUCGCAGCGACGGUGAUGAGAUCAGUCUUGAAGCCAGCGAUCCCGGGGACCCAGAACGCAUCCAAGGCCGCCGCCAAGAAGCGUGGGGCGGACGAGGCAUUUGGCCCCGAGUUGGACAACUGGGCGAGAUCUUCAACCAAAAGCAAGACUGAUCCCUCGGGCCGGCCUGCGACGCUUUUGAUCCACGAGGCCGAAGAGAACAAGCUGCUGCAGGAGGGCGCCGAUGCGCUGCCAUCCAGGGAAAUACAGGAACACCUGGCUGAGGUUUUCUUUGACGACAUUUACGGCCAAGCCUAUCACCUGCUGCACAGGCCGAGUUACAUGAGGAAACUGAGAGCUGGAACUCUGCCACCAGUGCUCAUCCUGUCCGUGUGUGCAGUCUCGGCGCGAUUUUCGACACACCCGAAGCUGAACACAAACCCAAACUUCUUACGCGGCGAAGAAUGGGCGUCUCAUGCACGAGACAUCGUCAUGAGGAGAUAUGAGUGGCCAAACAUCACCAUUCUCACCUGUCUACUUAUCCUCGGGCUUCACGAAUUUGGCACCUGCCAUGGUGGCCGGAGUUGGGCCCUUGGAGGCCAGGCCAUUCGUAUGGCUUUUGCACUCCAAUUGCACAAAGACCUUGAAUAUGAUCCCCACUCGGGCAGGGCUCAGCUCAGCUUCAUCGACCGCGAAAUUCGGAGGAGGACGAUGUGGGCAUGUUUCUUGAUGGACCGCUUCAACUCGUCUGGCACCGAAAGACCAACGUUUAUAAGGGAAGAAACGGUCAAAAUACCACUACCGGUAAAAGAAAAAUACUUCCAGCUGGAUAUUCCCGGUGCAACGGAGGACCUCAACGGCCCUACGCUCAACCCUAUGGAUAUGGACGGAGAUCAAGCCUCUCGGUCAAAGGAGAACAUGGGUGUUGCGGCGUACAUGGUCCGGUCCAUUGCCAUCUGGGGCCGCAUCAUCAACUAUCUGAACCAAGGAGGGAAGGAGUUGGACCCCCAUCCAAUGUGGAGCCCAGACGCCGAAUACGCUAAGCUGAUCAAGCAGUCUGAAGAUCUGCCAGCAAGCCUUCCUGAUUCGCUACAGUACAGCAGGGAGAAUCUGAAACUCCAUGACACCGAAGGCAUGGCAAACCAGUUUCUGUUCCUUCACAUCUCGAUCCAGCAGAACAUAUUGUUCAUGAACAGGUUUGCAGUGUCAUCUCCAGGUAGCAUAACCCAGCAGGAUAUACCCAAAUCAUUUGUCACCAAGGCUGGUGCCAAGGCAUUCGCGGCCGCCAACCGCAUGUCGGAACUCCUCAAGGAUGCAGAGCCGUAUCUCGUAUCUGCCCCGUUUGUGGGAUACUGCACCUUCCUCUCCAGUACCGUGCACAUCUUUGGGAUAUUCUCAGGCAACCCUGCCAUCGAGUCGACGUCAAAGCGGAAUCUUGCGACAAACGUGAGGUUCCUGUCAAAGAUGAAGCGUUUCUGGGGCAUGUUCCACUUUAUGACAGAGAACCUCCGCGAACAGUAUCGCGCCUGUGCAGAUGCUGCUCGGCAGGGCAACCCAGCAAACGAGAAUAGCCCUCAAAUAUUCCAGUACGGAGACUGGUUCGACAGAUAUCCCCACGGUGUAUCUCAGUCGGACUUUUUGGACCCGGUGAAAUACGGGGCCAAGGAAAAGGGCAACGAUGCGGUUCUGGAACAGAAGCCAGAGCUGGCCACGGUUGAGGAGUUCAUGACCAAGAUGUCACCGCGGAGCGCUGAGGGCGUUGUCAACAACGGCCAAGGCGGAAAACCCCAAUCAGCAAAGAGAAAAUCCAUCGCCAAAGGUGCUAGUACCACUUCGCGGUCGGACCACCAGCCAGAUCCUAUCAUGACAGAUAUCAACAAGCAUGGUGCCAUUGAGCAACAGGCACAACAGCAACAGCCCCAACAUGGCACCAACAGGCGGAGAUUCUCCGGCACCAUGGGAGGACAGACAAAUGCGCCGAGCUUCAGCCCGCUCGCGAUACCCCAGUCGGCGAACCAGGCGCCGUAUCAUACUCUGUCACCGAUCAGCCCAGUCGCGAUGAGUGCCUUUCCCCAUCAUACCCACCACCACCACCAUCAGAAUCCACAGUUUUACUCGCCGGAGCUGCUAUCAUUAUCCCUGUCCCAGCAGACAACUGCAGGCAUUUUACCACAGCUCGACCGCCAGCUGGUAUUUGGCGCAUACGGCAGUCUGGACCCCGCCAUAACAAGCCAGAUGAUGGAUGGCGGUGGCAUCUGGGACGGCAUGAGCGGUCAACGACACGGUGACGGCGGACGACGCCCCCAUGGUUCGACGGCCGAGGCCCUGCACGCGGCCGUUGUGGGUCACACACUUAACCACAAUAACCACCAAGGCCACCACGGUCACGAAGGCGCCUCGUCGGCAUGGUUCAUGCCCUUCAACAUGGAGCCUCCUGAAAUCGGUCACGAUCUGACCAGUCUCGAUGGACUUGGUGCAAUGUUUGGCGGGGCCAUGACGACACAGGGCGGGAUGGCCGGCGGCGGCGGCGGCGGUGGAGGCAACCCAAACCACAACGGCCACUAG
This is a messenger RNA of Pyricularia pennisetigena, 3348 nucleotides long. RefSeq lists its product as uncharacterized. Gene Ontology annotation, biological process: DNA-templated transcription; regulation of DNA-templated transcription. NCBI's taxonomy places the organism in Eukaryota, Fungi, Ascomycota, Sordariomycetes, Magnaporthales, Pyriculariaceae. The record is from RefSeq and is a predicted model, not a curated record. The coding region runs from base 1 to 3348 and encodes 1115 amino acids. Gene Ontology annotation, cellular component: nucleus. Gene Ontology annotation, molecular function: DNA binding; DNA-binding transcription factor activity, RNA polymerase II-specific; zinc ion binding. The transcript is spliced from 2 exons.